CACAUCUCGCAAUGGCGCCUUCCCCUUCGCACCGUCCUCGCAAGAGACGAAAGGCAGACAUUCUAGCAUCAGCCAGCAGCUCCAAUGGCACUGUUGUACAGGAUGCUGUCACCAAACGUGAAGCACCUUCGUUUCCUUUGGUUGCCUUCUUCUGGCCGGCAAAAGGCACGCUCUCAUCAUGGAUCACCAUUCCGUGCAUCUUGAUGGUCAUCGGCCUGUUCAGGUGGUGCACUGCAAUUUGGCCCUAUUCUGGGUUCCAGAAGCCUCCUAUGCAUGGUGAUUUCGAAGCACAGCGACACUGGAUGGAGUUGACGAUUCAUCUCCCCACGACACAUUGGUACUUCCAUGACCUGCAGUGGUGGGGACUCGACUACCCUCCUUUGACAGCAUAUCACUCUUGGCUCCUGGGCACAAUUGGCUCUUACAUCAACCCAUCGUGGUUCGCCCUUUACCUUUCGCAUGGCCUGGACGAGCCGGACCUGAAAGUCUUUAUGCGAGCGACGGUCUAUAUUUCCGAACACCUGGUCUAUAUACCGGCUGUGAUCAUAUGUGUCCGCCACCUUGCGCGGCUACAUAAUAUGAACACGUGGGAAGCAUCAAUAGCAUUGACUGCAAUCCUCAUGCAGCCGGCCACUAUGCUGAUCGACCACGGCCAUUUCCAGUAUAAUACAGUCAUGCAAGGUCUAUUUGUUGCCUCUCUCUCCAACAUGCUCGCCGGUCGAGCAAUGUGGGCUUGUCUCUUCUUUGUCGGUGCGCUGGGUUUCAAGCAGAUGGCCUUGUUCUGGGCACCUGCAGUAGCUGCAUACCUUGCGGGCAGCUGUCUCUUACCCAAAGUUGAUCCAAUCCGCUUCCUCGGAAUUGCGACAGCAACAAUUGGCUCACUCGCACUUUUGUUCCUGCCUUUACUAUUGGGAACUUUCUUUGACACCUAUCGUCAAGUCCCUCUACCAUCCGAUAUAUCCUUGCCGCCUCUUUUGAACGCAAUACCGUUUUCCCUCAGCGAAAAGGCUUGGUACUAUCCAUAUCUGCUUCAGCUCACGCAGUCCAUCCAUCGGAUCUUCCCAUUCUCGCGUGGAUUAUUUGAGGACAAAGUGGCCAACAUCUGGUGCGCAGUCCACGCAUCCGGCCUGCAUAAAUUGCAUCAGUACGACCAAGGUCUUCUCAGCAAGGCAGCGCUUGCAGUGACUCUGGCAUCAAUCAUCCCACCAUGCUUGAUAAUCUUUCUUCGACCGCGCAAAGAGCUACUUCCUCUAGCGUUUGCCACGACGUCAUGGGGAUUCUUCUUAUGUUCAUAUCAGGUGCACGAGAAGAAUGUGCUCUUGCCUCUUCUUCCAAUGACUCUCUUACUCGCGACCGAGGAUGGUAUGAAGCCUAAGAUUCGUGCCUGGGUUGGGUACGCUAAUCUUUUGGCAAGCUGGACGCUGUUCCCGCUCUUGGCCAAGGACGAACUGAAGAUUCCUUACGUGGUCCUGACAUCGCUCUGGGCUUACCUGAUGGGACUGCCUCCUUUCAGCAUUGGUGCAUAUACAACGCCGGCGAGUGAAGGUGGAGUCAAUAUUGUGACCAAGCUGAUCCACGUUGGGACGUUCGCUGCCGCUCUAGCAUGGCAUGGUCUGGAGCUGUUUGUACAGCCGCCCGCUGGCAAGCCUGAUUUAUGGGUGGUUGCAAAUGUUGUAUUGGGCUGCGCAGGCUUUGGUAUAUGCUAUCUGUGGUGUCUCUGGAAUCUGACGAUCGACAGUGCGCUUUUCAAUUUCGGCGGUCGAAAGCAGGUUCGCGAGGAGAAGAAGACCCAGUGAGGAUUUUGGACAGAGAUGACUCGGGUUGUCGUGACCUGAGGCGAGAGUGUCUCUGUUCAUAUGUACGAAUAGUGUACAAUAGUAUACAUCUAGCAAGUCCCG
Messenger RNA from Pseudocercospora fijiensis CIRAD86, 1898 nucleotides. Its product is annotated as glycosyltransferase family 57 protein. Gene Ontology annotation, biological process: protein N-linked glycosylation. The record is from RefSeq and is a predicted model, not a curated record. NCBI's taxonomy places the organism in Eukaryota, Fungi, Ascomycota, Dothideomycetes, Mycosphaerellales, Mycosphaerellaceae. The transcript has a single exon. Gene Ontology annotation, molecular function: dolichyl pyrophosphate Man9GlcNAc2 alpha-1,3-glucosyltransferase activity. Gene Ontology annotation, cellular component: endoplasmic reticulum membrane. Bases 12 to 1796 code for a protein of 594 amino acids.